AUGCUCCCGCCCAUUCCUCGACCCGAGGACUACGGCGUCUCGCCCGCAACGGGCUUCCUGCCCUCGACGCUUCCCCUCCAAUGCCUACCUCACCAGGUAUACGAUAGAUGGGAAAGAAUAGUGAACAACUUCCAGUCGCUGCUGCUCUCGAAAAGGCUACGUACAGUGAUAGACAAGCUACCCAUCAUACCCGCCGUCCACCUUGAGACAGAGGCGGAGUGGCGAAGGGCAUAUGUCGUCCUGGUGUUCCUAGCCAAUGGCUAUAUCUGGGAACACCUCGAACUACCGCCGGUAGCCACAUAUGCAGGAACUGUGCUAUGGAACUACAAGCCCAUAUUCUUGUCGGACCCUCUCGUACUCGACAACCUGUCAACUCUACUCACAUUCACCGGUUCACUAGACGAGCAAUGGUUCUACCUAGUCAGCGUGGCGAUUGAGGCCAGGGCAGGUCCAACAAUACCACUUAUGCUGGACGCUAUCCAGGCAGCACGAAACGACGACAUCGUCAAGGUCACCGAAGGCCUUCAAUCGUUUGCACAGACACUCGACGAGCUCGGCACUAUCCUGGUGCGGAUGUAUGAGAACUGUGAUCCUCAUAUCUUCUAUCACCGCAUUCGUCCAUACUUGGCCGGCAGCAAGAAUAUGUCCGAUGCAGGUCUGCCCAACGGAGUCUACUACGACGACGGCACUCGCAAUGCUCGAUUUCGGCAGUACGGCGGAGGCUCCAAUGCUCAGAGUAGCAUCAUCCAGUUCUUCGACGUCGUCCUAGGCGUCGAGCAUAGACCGACGGGUGCUAAGAUGAAUGAAAGCUCCGAAUCCGAAGCAGAACCAGGUUCGGCACCGAAGCCAAGACACAACUUCAUACAUGAGAUGCGGCAGUACAUGCCUGGUCCACAUCGACGUUUCCUGCAGGCAGUCGAAGGUAUUGCCAACAUUCGCGAAUAUAGAGUCCCGAAGCCAGAGCCGAUCAAGAGGUCAGACAAGCCUGAUCCUGCUCCUGCCCGUGGCCACGGCCUGGCGUCAGUUCGCUACAAGACUGGCGCCGGAGAAAAGCCGAAGAAGACUCGCGGGACAGGCGGGACAGCUCUGAUUCCGUUCCUCAAGCAAGCAAGGGACGAAACUGGCGAACCGGCGAUCGACGAAUGGGCAAGAAAUAUAUUGAUGGGUGGUAGACGCACAGAAGUUGAUGCCGAGAUUGCCUAUCAAAGCAGACUGACUGCUCAGGAGCUCGAUGCCGAGGAGCCACUGAUCGUCGGCCUUUCCGGAGCAUGGGAUAUGGAAGAAUCUGGUGGCGGAUUAUGUUCAUACUAA
Messenger RNA from Cyphellophora attinorum, 1311 nucleotides. Its product is annotated as Indoleamine 2,3-dioxygenase. The transcript is spliced from 3 exons. Lineage: Eukaryota; Fungi; Ascomycota; Eurotiomycetes; Chaetothyriales; Cyphellophoraceae. Gene Ontology annotation, molecular function: heme binding; metal ion binding; indoleamine 2,3-dioxygenase activity. Bases 1 to 1311 code for a protein of 436 amino acids. The record is from RefSeq and is a predicted model, not a curated record. Gene Ontology annotation, cellular component: cytoplasm. Gene Ontology annotation, biological process: 'de novo' NAD+ biosynthetic process from L-tryptophan.